UACCCUUGAGUGAUAUAUAUACAUAUAUGUAUACAGAGAGAGAGAGGAAGAGCUUCAAUCCCAAUUAAAAUCGUAGUGAUUUGUGAAUAGGGCUCGACAGUUUCGACCUUCAACUUAGGGCAGAAGACGAAGUAGUGCAAAAGAGAACAGGAUGACGGCGCCUGGCAAAAAGCCAGUAUUGGUUCGACAAGUCUUUGCUGAGGACUUGGAACGUGAGUUUGCGAUAAUCCGUAGUGCAAUUGAUAGGUACCCUUUUGUCUCCAUGGACACAGAGUUUCCCGGUACGAUUUUCAAACAAGAUAAAAACCUCAUCCAUCAAGCUGAUCCUGCUAUCAAUUAUUUGUUCAUGAAAUCCAAUGUUGAUGCCUUACGUAUUAUUCAACUUGGUUUAACUCUAUCUGAUUCUCAAGGUAAUUUACCAGAUUUUAAUACUCCAUAUUGUUAUGUUUGGGAGUUUAAUUUUAAAGAUUUUGAUUUUGAGAGAGAUUGUUAUGAUAAAGAAUCUAUCAAGUUACUUAAGAUGCAAGGUAUCGAUUUUGUAAAAAACAAAAAAAAGGGUAUUGAUUCGAAAAAUUUUGCGAAGAAGAUUUUGGCUUCAGGAUUGGUGUUUUCUUCUUUGACUUGGAUCACGUUUCACGGGGCUUAUGAUUUUGGGUUCUUGAUGAAGAUUUUGACACAACAUGAGCUGCCAUAUGACGUCAAUUCCUUCAUGGCACAACUGGUUUAUUUCUUUGGAUACAAGAUUUAUGACAUUAAGCACACCUUCAGGUUCUUCGGUCUGCAUGGUGGCCUGGAGAAAGUGGCUAAACUUUUAAAUGUUGCUCGGCUCACUGGGGUGAGCCAUCAGGCAGGGUCCGACAGUUUGCUAACCCUUCAAUGCUUGAUGGAACUGAAGCAGUCGAAGGUUUUUGAUCGCAUCAACUACAAUCGAAUGCUGCCUGCUUUGGCAUUGUAUGGACUGGUUACAGUGUUAGGAUGAUAUUCCUUCUUUAUUCUUUUUGUUAAUUUUUUUUAGUUUAUGAUAUUAUAUUAAGAGUUUUCGUUAGCAAUUCUAAAGUUUUUCUUAUCUCCGAGAUUGCUUGCCUGUUAAGCUGGUUUCUGAUAAAAAAAGAGAAAAAGGAACA
Messenger RNA from Theobroma umbraticum, 1124 nucleotides. The record is from RefSeq and is a predicted model, not a curated record. Lineage: Eukaryota; Viridiplantae; Streptophyta; Magnoliopsida; Malvales; Malvaceae.